Molecule: messenger RNA, 2160 nt
Organism: Diceros bicornis minor
Lineage: Eukaryota; Metazoa; Chordata; Mammalia; Perissodactyla; Rhinocerotidae
Product: sialic acid-binding Ig-like lectin 14
Exons: 7
Coding region: 1-1152 (383 amino acids)
Biological process (GO): cell adhesion
Cellular component (GO): plasma membrane
Molecular function (GO): sialic acid binding
Source: RefSeq, a predicted model, not a curated record
AUGCUGCCCCUGCUGGUGCUGCCCCUGCUGUGGGAGGGGUCCCUACAGGAGUAUCCAGGGUACCAGCUCCAUGUGCAGGAAUUGGUGAUGGUGCAGGAGGGUCUGUGUGUCCUCGUGCCCUGCUCCUUCUCCUACCCCUUGGGUUCCAGCUAUGGUAAACUCUACAUAUACUGGUUCCGUGAUGGGGACAACAGGCGCCACCAAAGCCUUGUGGCCACAAACAACCCAGAGCAACAAGGGAAUGUAGAGACGGAGGGCCGGUUCCGCCUCCUCGGGGACCUCAGGACCAACAACUGCUCCCUGAGAAUCAGAAACGCCAGGAGAAGUGACACAGGCGUCUACUUCUUCCGAGUGGAGAGAGGAUAUUAUGUGAACUAUAAUUACAGAGAUAAGAAGCUGAAUUUGCAGGUGACAGACCUGACAGAGAAACCUGACAUCCACUUUCUGGAGCCUCUGGAGUCCGGCCGCCCCACAAAGAUGACCUGCAGCCUGCCAGGGUCCUGUGACGGGGGAAGAUCUCUCACGUUCUCCUGGGUCAGGAGUCCUUCUGACUCGCUGGACGGCAAGAUCCACCACUCCUCGGUGCUUACUCUCAUCCCGAGGCCCCAGGACCAUAACACCAACCUCACCUGUCAGGUGAAACUCCAAGGUGUUCACUUGACCCGAGAGAGAACCAUUCAGCUCAAUGUCUCCUAUGCUCCACAGAACCUCACCAUCCGUGUCUUCUCCGGAAAUGUCACAGCCCUGAAGACCCUGAGCAACCGCACAUCGCUACCUGUCCUGGAGGGCCAGUUCCUGCGCCUGGUGUGCGUGGCUGAUAGCAAGCCCCCUGCCAGGAUGAGCUGGUCCCGGGAGGGAAAAACCCUGAGCCCCUCCCAGCCCUCAGCACCUGGUGUCCUGGAGCUGCUCCAGGUCGGGGCUGGAGAUGGAGGGGAAUUCACCUGCCGAGCUCAGAACCUGCUGGGCUCCCAGCAUGUUUCCUUCAGCCUGUCUGUGCAGAGAUGCCCCUCUUCAUGCAGCUGUGUGACUGGGGAGCAGCAGUGCUCCUGGGACCUGGUCCUCACCCUGAUCAGAGGGACCCUCAUGGGGGUUGGCUUCCUCCUCACCUAUGGUCUCACCUGGAUCUACUACACCAGGUGUGGAGGCCCCUAGGGGGCAGCGCUGAGAGGCCUCACUAAGGAUCCUUCCUUCUCAAGGUGGGACUGAGGUGUGGACACAGAGUUCAGAGGGACAGACGUGGGGACAUCGCUGUCAGCUUCUCCCGGGAAACUCUCGACUCAAACUCUAUCUCAUUUGUACCCACGGAUUUCAAUUUGUGGAGGCGACUGAGUGACGACAUGGACAGUUCAAUGCCACUGAAAGAUUUUUAUUACUUACAUUUCUGGAGAGGAGGUGGCACAUCACUCCCUGCAAUGCCAUAGGGGAAGCACCAGGUUUGGUCAGGAGACAGAAGCAGGCAUGGGGGAAGCCUAGCCCAGGGCCUUUAUUGGGGUUUCCUCAGGAAAGGAAGUUAGGGCAGGCACAUGGUUUAGGAUUAGCUGGUUUGAACAAUUCUGGGGGGCUUUGGCUAACAGGGGUGGUCUCUAGUUGUCUGGUACCUGGUCUUUGGUAAUUAGGGCAGGGGAAAUAGUGGUUUGGUGGGUGGGAGUUAGAUCAAGAGUGUGCCUGGGGGACAUAAACUCAGGAUUGGUUGGUUUGCAUCUGAAAGAUAUCUCCUGGCAGAGCCCUUUGCGGUCUCUAAGAUUUGGCUACUCCUCAGAGUGGGGCAGACUCCCCCUGGCCAGAAAGCUUUUUAAGAUGUCAAAAAAUCAUAAGAUACAGAAAAUAAAAACAUGAUCACUUCACACACACCCCACUGACUGCCGCCUUGUUUCUGCCUGCUCCUUUCUCCAUCUCUUACCAACCCCUCCUUGUUGGUCCUGCCCACCUCCCCUCCCACCCUCCUCUCUCUCCCUCCCCAGCCCUACUAAGGGAAUGACUUGGAACCUUACCCUCCUGUUACCCAGAAGUUACCCGGUUAACACCUGAGUUUCUGGUCUCCCAAACUUCCCCAUCAAUGGAGACAUCCAUACACAGCAGAGUCAGGAGCACAGCUUUUCUUUCCCGGUUUAAAGACGCCCAUCUCGUAAUUAUCAUUAUAAAAGAUGACAACAUUUAUUU